Copidosoma floridanum is the source of this 1122-nucleotide messenger RNA. RefSeq lists its product as uncharacterized. The record is from RefSeq and is a predicted model, not a curated record. Lineage: Eukaryota; Metazoa; Arthropoda; Insecta; Hymenoptera; Encyrtidae.
UUAACCUUAAAAUACCUCGAAAUCAAGUUGAAUUACAACAUUAAGAUUGAGAAUAUUAUUUAUCUUUGUAGAAGUAAUGAUUACAACCUCGUAUUGUUUGUCACCCUCCAUGUCGAUUGCAACCCCCCAAAGCACAAGCCCUGAAUCCUGGCUAACCAAUAUGAUGAAAGAAUCAAGAAAUGCGUUUCUUGAUGAAAACGAACGGAAAAAACAAAAAACUAUGAUAGGAGAUGAAAAGAUGUCAGUAUCUACAGCACUAGAGAAACACGAGGUACAUCAUCAUCAAUUUCGGGAUGAAAAUAUUAGUAUCUACGAAAUUUUCUUGAAAAAUGACAUGUCAAGUACAUCCAGUGCAUCAGUAGCAUCAGCAGCAGCAGCAGUAGUAGCAGCACCAGUCAGCAAUCUUCAGUUCGUGUCGCAACAGAGAUCUAUCAUUUCCCCUAUGAUCCCAAAAACUUCAAAACAUCAGCAGCUUACUCAAGUAAUUCCAUUCUAUGGAUCCCUUUUUUUUCUAUCCAUUUACCUUUUCCUUGCUGAUAAUUUUCCUACCUUUGCGCUUGGUUUUCUGUCCAUUUCAAGCCAGCUUAUAUCAAGUAGUGAGAUUACGUUGGCCUGUUAUACGAUUGAACAGCUAAUUUUCCAUAUUUUGAAAUACUUAAGCUAACUACGAAACGGAGCCAUAUAAAAUCAACGUAAGGGCUUCAGAGACUUAGGAUACCAUGGCUCAUGAAAAUGUUGAUGUUCUCUUUCUUUAUAUACAGCUUGAAAAGAUGUUAACUGAUUCUAACGUUUUUACUGUUUCACUAUGUUUUUGUUGCGUUAAUGACUUGAAUUCCGCAAUUUAUUUUUAUUCUGCAAAGAUGAUACAUUAACUUGAAUACUACAUCACCAAUUGUUCAGAGAAUAUCAACCCAUACAUUACACUAUUCUUUGACACUUUGUUUUUGUAUACUUUACUAGAUUUAAAAUUUUUUAUGUUUGCAACAAAGUUCUUGGUAACAAAAAUAAUUUUUUUCAAGAAAUUUAUGUAGAAGCUUCGAGUGAUGCGUAGUACGACAUAUAAUAUUUUUAAAUAUCCAUGGUAAAUUGAUUUUAUAAUAAUCAUUAAAAACAUUUAUAGUA